AAAGCGUGGAGGGAAGAGGAGAGAGCCCAGCAGCGACGGACACACACACUCUCACACACACACAGACAGAUCCACAGACGUGCAGACAGCCUGCAGCAGCAGCAGCACCGGUCGGAUCUCUCAGGCCUCCGCGUAAGAGGAAAAAAAAAAGGGGGGGGGGACAUUAUAAGAGGGGGCUCGUUGCUGUUUUCCCACCACUGAGCGCCGCGAUGCCGCUGAAGAACAGCAACACCGUGGCCGUGGAGCGACGCGUGGACCUGGCCUCGCUCUUCUGCAUGAUCGGGCGCCACGGACCCGCCGUGGCUCUGGCCGUCAUCGCGAUGGUGUCCGUGCUGGCGGGCUUCAUCAUCUACCGGACCGUGAGGAGGGGGAAGCGGAGGAAGGCCACGGCCGACGGCGACGUGAGCCCCGCCGCGGAGGAAUGUCACAGCCCCGAGGAGGCAACAGACGUGAGAGAUGAAGACUCAUCAGAUGUGAAGGAGGACGUUGAGCUGAUUCAGGGUGAUCUCAAAAUCAGAUGCCGUCGGGCUGCUGCUGCUGCUGCCGCCGCUGCUGAGAAGCAACCUCCACUUCAUUCUCCUCCUAAGACUGACAUCCACGCACCAGAAACCAGGCACGCCACUUCAGAUGACACAGAGGAAAGAGAGGUUGCGUGGGACUGUUACAGAGCUGCAGAGACGUGCGCAGAAGUGGCCAGUCAGAGUCCACAUUUGGUGGAAAUGGUGGUGGAGGACGCCGUUGAUUGCCAGCAGGGUGCAACAGAUGACGUUGCUGAGGAAGUGAUAGAAGAGGUCAUUGAUAAUGAUAGCUGCUUGAAGGAGCCUGUGCUGACUGGUGAUGAGAACCGAGAGGAGGAAGAGAAGGUGUUAAAAGAGGAAUGCCAGGAAGAUGAGGAAAUGACCACAGACCUGGAUGUUUCUGACUUGAAAACCAGCCAAGAGGAGGAAAACUUUGAGAGUGCUUUGAACGAUCCAGUUUGCUUCAAUCAAACACUUCAUGUGGGUGAAACGGCUGAAGAUGACACAAAACGAGAUAAUAAAUCCACGCUGGAGACAGAGAGCUUGGAGUCCAACUCAGAAGAGCCUGUAACUCAUAUCGAAGACGUGCCUGCCCCUUGCAUCUGUUAUGGCCAGGAUUCCGGUAAUUAUUGUCCCUCUCCAGAGCAGGCAAAGGAAAAUGGUGAUGAAAGGGCAGAAGAAAAGUGUGUAGACCUCGAGGUAGUUGCUCAACAGCCUGAGCUUUGGUCUUCAACAUUUGAACAAGAAACACACCUGCCAUCUAUAGAGCAGGAGAAGCGUGAUCAGGCGAUUGAUGAGUUGGUGUCGUCUAUUCAGGAUAGUGAUUUGGAUACAGGUAAUGCUCAAGCUGGUGAAGUGAUUGAUGACAUUGCAGCCGUAGAACUUUCAAGUGUCAAAAUGGACACCCGUUUGUCGCAGUUCAACAAGCAAGAAGUGGAGAUGGAAUCAAAUGGUCUCGAUCAAGGGCCUGACGGUGGCUAUUCCGGCAGUGAUUCUGUCUCUCAAGAGGAGGAGAAGAAAAAUGAAGGUGACAUGGCAGAAGAGGAAUGUGCAGACUCCCAACAAGCUGAAAUCUCAUCUUCAACACUUGAACAGGAAACAAAGCUGCCAUCAACUCAGGAGGCGCUGCUCACUGGGGGUAGUGAUGCGGUUGGAGAUGGUCUAACUGGUGAAGCGAUUGAAGAAGUUGUAGAUGAAGACCGCUUGAACAAACUCCACAUUGACAACCACUCUCCACAGUUUGGCAAGAAAGAAGUGGAGAAUGAACGAAGGCGGGAAAACAAUGUCGAUCGACAGGAUGGUGCUUUUUAUGAAGGUGCUGCUAAAGCGGAAGAGAAAAUGAUGAUUACUGUCAACAUUGUCGCCUGUACCAAAGAAGUCGAUGUUUCGAGUGUGGCCCCGCCCUGUUCAAGCGCGUCCACAAUGGUGGACAAUCGUAAUGAUGGUCUUACAGGUAUCACCAGUGAUGCAGAUUUCCCUGGCUUGUCAUUGGGUCCUCAGCCACAGAAAGAAGAUAUAAUAGCUCCAUGUCCUGAUGAAGAUACUGACGCUACUAUUCCUUGCUGGCAAAUUCCAUCCCAUGAAACGGAAAAUCUCCCUGAAAUCAGCAAAAAUGGCCAAACUGAGGUGUCGUCUGAAGAAUUCAGUGACCAAGUGCAUGUCGCUCCAAGUGUCCAAAUGAUAGAUAAUGGAGUUUUUGACAAGGCGAGCGUUGCUGCUGAUUCUGACGCAGUGGGAACCGUAAAUGCUUCUGUAACACCUUGCGCUCACCUGCCGUCAAGUUGCCAAGAUCAACAAAGCGACUGCAAGGAACAUGAUGAAACAUUUGACGGGACAAGUGUUAAUUCUGCUGCUGAUGCAGCCCCUUGCAAUAAUACCAAUCUUACCGCACCUUUAAUGUCUGAAGAGAUAUCCCAGCUUGAAAUGUCUUCGUCCCAAGCCCAACAGCGUGACCACAUGAAAAACAAUGAAUACUAUUCUGCAGUUCCCACCGAUGCUGCUCCUGUUACAGUGAAGGACAGUAGCCUGCCCUUGUGUCAAAUUUACUCGCCAUCUUUUGAGCAAAGUGAGCAGAAGGAUAGUGCAAUAUCAUCUCCUGGUUUUGGUGAGGAGAGUGGUAUAUCAAGCAUGGCUGUCAGCCCUGAUUUGCAAUAUGCUGGUAAUGAGUUUGACAUGGAUUUUGGUCUACAGUCUGAAGGAUGGACGGGGGCUCAAAACAGCCUCUUUGCUGAUGAUGCAGCUGUAUCUUUCACACAUGGAAAUACUGCGGGGAUGGUGUUCAGGCCUUACCCAUCACGUCAGUCGCAGGAACCCCUUACAAAUUGGACUAAAUAUGAAUCAUUUGCAGCCAAUGAGGACGUGUUUGGCCAUGAGAUUGAGGAGAUUUACCACAGAGAGAUGGAUCAGUUUGCAGCAGAGAUUGCAGCUAGUGUUACUAGCUACACCGAUGAACUGAAAAUACAGACAGAGUUGAAGCCUGUAAUUGAAGUUGUUGAAAUUAAAGAGAAGAAGGCAAGAGUGACCGUUGAAAAGAAAGAGGACUCAAAAGCAGAGAAGGAGAAAGAAGAAGACUAUGAAAAGACUGAAAUCAGUAUCAUGGAGGCCACUAUGGACCAUAACGAAUGGAUCACGGAGAGUAAUUACCAGGUUCCUCCUUGGAUGAAUCUCUCUGCCUCAUCGUCUGCCCAAGACCAAACAAAAACCAGCCAGCUUCCCACUGAAGAGUGCCAGUAUAGCUCUCCUGUAACAGACACCGCUUCUACAGAUACAAUAGAAACCCCAUCGUCCACAGAAGUCAAACAAACCAGUACUCUCUCCCUCACUGAAGAAAACCCGGAAACUAACAAAAAGGUUGUGGCUGUCCAGCCCAUGCCCCAGAAUGUCAACGUCACCUUCCGUGUCCAUUAUUCCACCCAGUCACCGUACCAGACGGUGGCUGUCACAGGGAACCAGCAGGAGCUGGGAAACUGGAAGGGAUUCAUCCCGCUCGAGAGGGCCAAGGAUGGGAACUGGGCCACGGUGGUCAGCCUGCCUACGGAGAGCCAUGUGGAGUGGAAGUUUGUGCUGCUGGACAAGGGCGAGGUGUGUCGCUGGGAGGAAUGUGGCAACCGCCUCCUUGACACGGGCUUCGGCGAUGACCUGCUGGUGCACAAAUGGUGGGGACUCUUGUAAGAGGUGAGGAGAGGGCUAGAUUGAGAGUGACAUGUACAGUUCAGUACUGGAUACUGGACCAGAUGAAGUCCAUUCAGCCCGUCACAAGACCCACAUGAUGAGACAGUACAUUAUGACACGUAUGACCAUUUGUACUGUAUUACAAUAUUAUAAAUACAUCCUAGUAAGAUUGGGUACACAUGGUGGUUGUAACACAUCUAAAGGUCUAGGAUAAAGCUGGGUUGAUGUCAAGGGUUUAAUAUCUUCAUAACUAAAUAACUUUUACUUCUGAAUCAAUUUGCUAAACAACGAUUAGCUGCGAUUUUAAUCUGUCAUCAAGAGUUCCGGUCAUUUUUAAAGCAAAAAGGCUAAAAACUCUUAAACACGCAAGUCUUUUAAUUAGCUUUCUUCUGUUUUGCAUAAUUGUAAAUUAAGUAGGCUGCCUUUUGAGUCAUGAGGAUUUGUCAGACUAAUUAACAAUUUAAACACAUCGCCUUUUUACUACUGUCUGCCCCUUGCAGACACUGAAAGAAGUCUCCUGAAACAACAGACUUACUACUUUAACCAUAUUUAGUGCUGAUGCCUAUACAUAUUGUCACCUACCAGUUUUUAACACCAUGAUUACUGGGAUGAAAACAGUUCAUCUCAUGGGACUUUUUUCUUUGGGGAUAGACCUCUAAUAGCCAGUGAUUAAGUGGAUCAUUCAAGCAAAGAUUUAACAUGAGUAUCUACAAUUAUGCAAACUGCUCAUUAAAUGCAGUUGUUAAAUUUCUAUACAUGGAGAUUUUAUUAUGUACACUGUCCAUAUGCUGCUUGAAUACUCCCCAACAAUCUACGAGAAUUAAUGCACAUAGUUCACUUUUACUACAGCAAUAAUCGAAGCAAUAAUUGUUCUGUAUACUGUAUGUGAUAUCAGGUAUUCUGACGUGUUUACCACUAAACUGUGAUAUAGUGUUGACUCUGAUGCUGCUUCUUUCUAGUGGGACUGUGUGCAUGCAUGAUUGUCCCAUUGUUGUUCAAUGAAUGUGCCUUUUAAACAUGAUUUUUCUAUUAAUGUGUUAAAAUGCAUCAAGAGAUUGUGGCUUUUCCCUGUAAAACAGCUUCGCCGGCCGUCACUUUCUUUGUUUCACUACAACUUUUACUGAAGCUCUCACAGUACAGGCCUGUUAAUUAAUUCCUUAAAACUGAUGUUGUCAAGUUUAAUCGUUAAAUCAGUAUACACUAUAUUAUCCCAAUCUCAAACCUUUUGUUAUUAUGCAAUACUGUGAUGAUUAUGCUAUGGUUGAACGUCAGUAAGGUGGAGUUGGUUACCAAAUAAACACAUUUU
This is a messenger RNA of Acanthopagrus latus (yellowfin seabream), 4995 nucleotides long. It is a transcript of the gene stbd1, whose product is annotated as starch binding domain 1. Bases 210 to 3689 code for a protein of 1159 amino acids. Gene Ontology annotation, cellular component: membrane. The transcript is spliced from 3 exons. The record is from RefSeq and is a predicted model, not a curated record. Gene Ontology annotation, molecular function: glycogen binding; starch binding. NCBI's taxonomy places the organism in Eukaryota, Metazoa, Chordata, Actinopteri, Spariformes, Sparidae.